Molecule: messenger RNA, 2168 nt
Organism: Oncorhynchus nerka (sockeye salmon)
Lineage: Eukaryota; Metazoa; Chordata; Actinopteri; Salmoniformes; Salmonidae
Product: CD276 antigen-like
Exons: 8
Coding region: 316-1221 (301 amino acids)
Biological process (GO): regulation of cytokine production; T cell receptor signaling pathway
Cellular component (GO): external side of plasma membrane
Molecular function (GO): signaling receptor binding
Source: RefSeq, a predicted model, not a curated record
ACAUCAUACUGGACAAAGCACUGUAUGGGAGUGGUUUCUUAGAAUCGAAUGAAUCCUGCUGAAUGUAAGGUUUUUCAAUUCCUGUAGCCGAACUAUUACUUUGUCAAGUCAAAAGGGUUCAAGGGAACACUAUUAGCGCUUAUUUUGUCAGGAAAUCCCAAAGAGGGUAUACAAAACUCAACCGAAUAACAUCAUAUGCGAUUUUGUGUAACAAAUCACUGACGCUGGAUGGUUGGUGAUUCGUAAGUUGCGUUCCCCAAACAUGUGCUGUGUCUGACGAGGCUGACCCGCGCUACCGAGACCCCCAGGAAGACCAUGCUGUCCCUCCUGCUGCCCACGCUGCUUGCUGUGCAAGCUCUCGCUGUCCUAGAAGUGCAAGUCCCAGAGCUGCCAGUGGUGGCGCUGUAUGGCAUGGACACCACCCUCAACUGUUCCUUCAGCCACGCCUCUCCCUUCAACCUGUCUGACCUCAGUGUCUUCUGGCAGCUGACGGACACCAAGCGCAGUGUGCACAGCUACUGGGCUAGCCAGGACCAGCUGGCAGACCAGGGAGAGCGCUAUGCCAACCGCACCAGCCUGUACCCCUCCCAGCUGGGCACGGGCAACACCUCGCUCCUCUUGAGGGGGGUCCGGGUGGCCGACGAGGGUAGCUACACCUGCUUCGUCAGGGUGGAGGCCUACGGUAGUGCAGCCCUACUGCUCCAGGUAGCAGCCCCCUAUUCCAAGCCUCUGGUGACCCUGGAGCCGGACUCCAACCUGCGGCCGGGUGACGAGGUGGCGCUGACCUGCGUGGCGUACGGUGGCUACCCUGAGGCUGACGUACUGUGGCAGGAUGGGGGCGGGCACAACCUGACAGACAACGUCACCACCUCCCUGGUGGCCAAUGAGGAGGGGCUGUUCAGCAUGCGCAGUGUCCUGACUGUCACCCUGGAGCCCAAUAGCACUUACAGCUGCAGACUGACCAACCCAUUAUUGGGUGAGGACGGCCACGCCUCCGUCACCAUCACAGGUCAGAACAUGGUGUUUCCCCCAGUGGCUCUGUGGGUGACGGUGGGCCUGGCUGUGUGUCUGCUGGGUCUGCUCAUCGCCCUGGCUGCAGUCUGCCGUAGGAAGAUCAAGGAGAGCUGUGAGGAGGACAGAGCAGCCAAGGAGCUUGAAGAGGCCAAAGAGCUGCAGGAAGAGGAGCAGUCUAAGACAGCCAUGACCCCCCUGAAAAGCUAAAGCCAAUAGAACACAGAAGUGAGGAGGCAGACGGUGAGACAGCGAUGAGUCUGGUAUUUAAUCCCACUACACCUAUCCGUCGACGGAGAGACUGGUUCCACUGUCUCUUACCCACACAGUGUCCAGGCCUUACUGAGCUGAUGAUGAGUCCAUCAUACCCAUCCCUACAGGACCACUUCCUCCUGGGUUUCAAAAAGACAUAAACCCAUCAUAUCCUAUUACAGCACUAUGUAUUUCCCUUCCCCUGCUACUCUUUCAGUUAACGAAGACUGCUGCAGUAUAUGAAUACUGAUGUGGAGUCGUAUUCAUUUCUAUGCAAUAUGCUAGAGAGAAACUCCACUUGAACGCCAUUGGAUGUGACAGGCUCCCUGUGUAUCGAGGUAGGAAGUUUGAGAGACCCAGGAUCUCAUUUCUAAUAGGAAGUGAGCAGCUUAAGAGAUGACCCAGCUGAGGCUGCCAUCGGUGUCUCCGUAGCUGUCUGCCUGCCAGAGACGGAGUGUAGCUGUGUAGUUCUCCAUUUACUCCUCGACUCACUAAUUAAUGGUUGCCCGUGGAGUAACUUGUACCUGUCAGUGUCUACCGCUCUCAUAUAUUCAAUAACUUGGAGGAAUUGAAAUUGAAUGCCAGCUAAGCUCGAACAAACUGCAAAUGGUGCAUGGGAUACACCCUGGUUCUCUCACUGACCUGACAGCAGCGUUAUAUGUAAGGUUUUUAAUGAACAUGGACUCUUCUCAGCUACUAUUAUCUGCCAAGGUGGAAUGUUUUAUGAAUUCAAGAUGGAGGCUGGAAGGGUGGGUGGGUGAUGGUAUAGGUUCUGUUACAGUAUACAGGUACUCGAGUCCUUGUGCCAAGUCCUUGUGCCAAAUGUCCAUGUGCAUAUCAAUGCCAAAGCUGUCCAUAAAACAACCCAGUGCCGAUUCGCAUUAAAGAGACAUGGUGAAAAUGUU